CGAGCCGAUCCGAGAUGACCAAGUCCAAGAACGGCUGCCUCAAGAUCCUCGUCUGCGCCGGCGCCGGAUCCGACCCCUCCGGCGGCUCCGACCCCGAGACCGACGCCCACGCCGACGAGAGCAAGGCCGUAUCAGAUAAAAGCAGAUGGAGCUUUCGCAGGAGGUCUACAAGGCAUCGUGUUCUGAAGAACUCUGAUAUAUCAGAACCUGAAACUCUAAGUUCGAGCAAAGCAAAAGCUGAAAUUGCACCAACCAACAAUGUCUACUCCUCAACAUACUCUUAUGCCUCAGAGAAGCCCCUUCAUCUCGAGAAGCCAGAUGCGGAGAAGCCAGAUGAGAAGAUUCUGCAACAAGAGAAGCCAGAUGAGAAGCCUCCGCACGAGGAGAAGCCCAAUGAAAAGCUGGCAGAGACGCCAACUGAAGAGCCAGCGGACCAGAUAAUUGAAAGGUCAAUUGAACUGCCAGAUGAGAAGAUAACUGAGCCGCCAAGCAAAGAGCCAGCUGAAAGGAUAUCCGAAAAACCAAUUGAAGAGCCUACUGAAAAUGUUGUUGAGGAACUUGAUGAAAAGCCGGAUGAAAGUAUCGCUGUUUCAUCAACUGAGCUGAAGCAGGAUGAAACCGCCCAACUUAUUGGUACAAGCAGUCCAGACCCUGAGGAAGAUCAUGUGGAGUCGGCAGCUGUUGUCAUUCAGUCUGGCAUCAGAACAUACAACGCAAGGCAAGAACUGUCAAAUCAUAAGGAUCUUGUGAAACUGCAAGCUGUGAUACGUGGGCAUCUAGUGAGGAGGCAGGCUGCAGAAUCAUUGCAAUGCUUGCUUGCUAUUGUUAAAACGCAAGGGCUUGUCCGUGCUCAUCAAGCACAACAGGACACUUUGGUCAGUUCUUCAAGUGAGAAAUUGCUUCAGAAUGGAUUUGCUCUCAAGCUCCUGGAUGGCAUGCCAAAAUCAAAAUCCAUGAACAUAAAGUGUGAUCCUUCUGAAACUGAUGCUACCUGGCAAUGGAUGGAGAGGUGGACAACUCUGAUUCUUCCAAUCACUGAAGGCCACUUGCUAGAGAAUACUGAAAAUAGUGGGUUGGUGGUUGAAAAGAUGGAAGUUGCUCAGCAUGAAGAGAAGGAUGUUCCUUUGGACUCGGACAUCUCUUUCCCGAAGUUAGUGCCUGAUGAUGUGGAAGACACACUAAGGUCAUCUGAUGCUAGUGCCUUUGUGGAAGAGACACUAGGGCCAUCUGAUUCUGCUGGAUUGGAGGCUCCCGAAUGUGUCCCAGAGGAAACCUCUGGGUUGGAAAUCAAUGAUGGUCCUGUACCGGAGCUGAUCGAAAAGAUCAAUGACGAUGCUGAGCAAUUGGAUGAUUCAACGACAGAGAAUGUUGUGGAGCAAUCUUUGGAGUUCUCUAAUCGACAGUCUUCCCAAACUGAUCCAUCAAGGGAAGCCAGCCCUCUUCCUGAAAAAUCUGAAUCUUAUACCGAGGAUAUUAUGGAUCCAUAUAAUCUUGAGCAGUCGCUGGAGAUGGAAGGUAGAAGCGCAGCAAGAAAGGCCUGCAAUCCGGCAUUUGCUGCAGCACAGAUGAAAUUUGAAGAGCUAACUUCAGCAGUCAGUAGGUCCAACAGUUCAUCUUAUCUGGAUGGGUCAAGCAAAUUGAAGGUGCCUACUCCCCAUUCCCAGGACGGUACCUCACCCAAGCAAAACAUUGAUACAGGUAUACCAGAAAGCACAGUUGGUCGUGAUGCUAAAAUCAUACUUGCUGCUUCAGAAUGUGGGACUGAGAUUUCAAUCUCCUCUACACUUGACUCACCAGACAGAUCAGAAGCUGAUGGCGGUGAGAUUGUAAUGGAGAUUGGAGAUCUUGGAGGUAGGAACUACACCACCGAGAAUGCUGACAAAGACACCCAUGUUUUACGUUCUGAAGUUAAGAACACUUCCGAAGGAGUUAUCCAGCCAGAGAAAGAGGAAGAACUGAAUGGCGAUGUUGCUAACCCUGCCAUUGCCUCGGAUCCUGUAGUUGAGCAAGCACAUGUUGGACCAGGAAAGCCAGAUUCACAUGAUCAAAUUGAGAAAUCUGUAGAAUCAUAUGCUAGGUCACCCGAAGGAACUCCCAUGAGCCGAACCACCUUUGCAGAAUCUCAUGGCACACCAUCAAGUGAGGUCUCUGUCAAUACCAACAAGAGCAAGACCAAGAAACCAAAGUCUCGUGUAAGCAGAAGGUCACUGACCAGUCCAAGCAAUUCAGUAGGACGAAGCAGCACAGAUAAUCUGUCAAAGGAUUAUAAACAUGCAAAGAGAGAGAGCUCAGUCAAGGUUGCUAAGUCUGACAAUGUUGACCAAGAACCUCGCAUGAGCAACAGCACUCCAUUGCCAAGCUAUAUGCAGUUCACAGAAUCCGCAAGAGCAAAGGCAGCUGCUCUAUCCCCAAAGAUGAGCCCAGAUGUACAAGACAGCAACCCGAGGAAAAGGCAUUCUUUGCCCAUAGCAAAUGGUAAACAGGAAACAUCUCCUCGCAUGCAACGAUCAUCAUCCCAAGCUCAGGAAAAGGUGAAAAUCAACGUUGCUGUUCCUCACAAUCCUACUGAUAAGAGGUGGAACAUAUGAUGGAUCAAUGUCAGCACAUUGACGAGGUGCCAUCAAAUAUAUCUAGAAGCACUCUCGAGAUGACUGAGAUACUGGCACACUGCCCUUGUUUUUUUUUCUUGUCGCAGGCCCUCUAAUUCGUCAGUCGUUUCUUUAUAUUUUUUUCUUGGAAUACUGAUGGAGAAGAGCAGCAGCUUCAUCAUAUAUGUACAUUUGUUGGUUCUUAUUGGUUGUGCUAUUUGACUGAUAGUGAUGAUUUCUUUUGUGUGUAA
Lolium rigidum is the source of this 2839-nucleotide messenger RNA. RefSeq names its product protein IQ-DOMAIN 32. The record is from RefSeq and is a predicted model, not a curated record. Gene Ontology annotation, molecular function: protein binding. NCBI's taxonomy places the organism in Eukaryota, Viridiplantae, Streptophyta, Magnoliopsida, Poales, Poaceae. The transcript is spliced from 6 exons. The coding region runs from base 15 to 2588 and encodes 857 amino acids.